Molecule: messenger RNA, 2412 nt
Organism: Triticum turgidum subsp. durum (durum wheat)
Lineage: Eukaryota; Viridiplantae; Streptophyta; Magnoliopsida; Poales; Poaceae
Source: the annotation of a GenBank genome assembly
AUGCUGCCGGGCCCAGGACAAAUGGCCCAGCUGUUGCACCCUCAGGACUCUGGGUUUUAUGGAAGGAAGGAAAUGGGGGGCCGAUGGAGCUUUCUUGAGUUGUUUGGCCUUCGCCGGCGCCUACGGUCCACGAAGAAGAUGAUCUCUGACAAGAAACAUGGAAGUAGGCUUCGAGGUUGCUAUGUUCCAUUCAAAGACGAAGACAGUGGUGUCACGGAUGAGCAGAGAGCUGUCAUAGAUGAGUACAAAAACACUAAAGUUAAAAAUAAACACAAGGGUUCAAAAAAGAGUUCUGGUAAGUCGGGUCUGAAGUCAUUAUUUUCAAGAAAAUUGUACGGAAAGGAAGAUCAGAAAGAGAAGAUGCUUCCUGUUGGACCAAAGCUGCUGCGCACCCUUUCGAUACAUUACUUGGAAAACAAUGACUAUGUUCUGAAUGGUCAGUCAGCUGCCAAUGGUGACAGUUCUUCACACGACGCUAAACUGUCACUACCAAAUGACACCAGUACAAACUUGCAACAGGAUACGUUAAGCAACCUGGAUGGUUCUGGUACUGACCAUGUGAAACGGAAGAGCCACCGUAGCAUCUCCAUGGAUGGGAUUCUUCACAAGGUACCCUAUGGGCAGAGGCUUUCUGGAGAUAACAUUAGACAAGAACUUCCUCGAUCAGCCUCUGCCACAUAUGACAGGGAUGGUCUGAAACCUUGCAUUGGUACUGCUGCAAAGAGACAUGGGAACAGCGGUUUUCGGCGUUCGCGUUCCCUAUCUGAAUCACUGGAGAGCUACUCUCACUUGCUUGAUUCCAUUUCAAGCAGUGAAUCCAAAAGGCUGCUGACAAGCUCGAAGUCCACUAGGGAUCACUCUUUGGAUGGCCUUGGUGCAGCAACUGCACUGCAGAGAACUUCCAUUUCUCAGCUCAGAUCAAAAAGUGUGGUUAGACUUGCUGAAUUUCUUGUGAUUCCAGAAGACACAUUGGCACCAGAAGUUCCAGAGGAAAUAGUUGGAGAUGUGAAACUUGCUGUGGAUGAGGGUUCUUGUAAUGAGGUUGCUGGUGGCUCUGAGGAUCCUGUGUCACUUGAAGAGUUGUUGAGCGAGUGCGACGUCGUGGAAUCAUCGACUGAAGACAAUUUAUGUAUUGCUCCUUUAGCUUCAGAGGUGGUUGAUGUUUCAGAAGAACAAGCUCCUUUAGCUUCUUCAGAGAUGGUUGAUGUUUCAGAAGAAGCUGCAACUUAUGAUGAUGAUCUGGAGGUUCUCUCAUCGACCCAAGCCAAGCUGUGUACCGACCCUUCAGCAUCUGAAGUUGACAUCCCAGAAGAACAUGCAACAACCUGUAAUGAUGAUGAUCUUAUUCACUCGUCAACUGGAGCUGAUCCUUGCACUCUUCUUAGUCUUCUGCUAUCAGCAGACGUCGACAUUGCAGAACAGCAAGUGCCACCUUCUGAUGAUCAAAUUCGGUCAUGCAUCACCCAACCUUCAGAAGACAUCGACAUUGCAGAAGAACUGGCAACAAUCUCUGAAGACAAUCAGAUCCAUUCAUUCGAUUCUUUGAAAUCAGUCAAAGGUACUAGCUGUGUCCCUGACCCCAAUAGAGAUACUGAAGAUGAGUUAAAUUUAUGCUGUGAACAAGAAACUGAAAGUCCAACCUCUGUUCUGGAUGUGGCCUUCUCAGACCAUCCUGCUGCUAGUUCAGAGAACCAAACAAUGCUGAAUGAUUCGUCGCUGGUGGAAAAAACUGUCCAUUCAAAUGAAGCACAUGACCAUUCAGUUGGCACUGAUGAUGAUCUUGAUUCUAGCACUUCUGUCAAACCACCAACUAGCUCAUCGACUGAGGAGAACAUACUUCUUCAGGAGAACAACCUCACCGACCUCAACGCUCUCCAAGAAGCAGCAGAUGAUCCAAAGAACGAGGCCGAGCUGGCGUACGUCAACGACAUAUUCAACAAGUCGAGCUUCCGCGACGAGGCGCUGUUCGAAGCUUGGCGCUCGCAGAACCGCGCCGCGCUCCAGGAGGACGACUGCCAGCACUACGACGCCGCGGCGGCGGCCAUCGACUUCACCGACAUGUCGGCCGACGAGCUGCUCCUCUUCGACCUGACAAACGAGGCGCUGCUCGAGGUCUACAAGGACUACGCCGCCGGCGAGUCCAGGCAGCCCCGCUUCUCCUCCUUCCAGCGGCCCAAGCCCGUCGGCGACCGCGCCCUCAGGGAGCUGCGGUCCAGGGUGGGCCGCCAGCUAGACGAGCGGCCGCAGUCCGGCGUGGAGGUCGACGUCGACGCCGUGCUGUCGAGCGACCUGGGCAAGGCGGAGCGCUGGAGCAACUUCCGGCGAGAGGCCGACCAGGUGGCGAGCCUGGUGGCCAACUCCGUGCUCGACAGGCUCGUCACCGAGCUCGCGCUCCAGCUCGCAAAGUUUUGA